Alternaria postmessia is the source of this 3297-nucleotide messenger RNA. RefSeq lists its product as uncharacterized. The record is from RefSeq and is a predicted model, not a curated record. Bases 1 to 3297 code for a protein of 1098 amino acids. The transcript has 2 exons. Gene Ontology annotation, biological process: peptide catabolic process. Lineage: Eukaryota; Fungi; Ascomycota; Dothideomycetes; Pleosporales; Pleosporaceae. Gene Ontology annotation, cellular component: mitochondrion; cytosol. Gene Ontology annotation, molecular function: metal ion binding; metalloendopeptidase activity.
AUGACGGAAGCGUUGGGAAGAGAAGUCGGAGGACGGCAGCGUAUAGAAGACCUGGAGAGGCCACAACUCGAUGAUCGCUCGUACCGAAUCAUCACCCUACCGAAUCAACUAGAGGUUCUUUUGAUACACGAGGCGGGGACAGACAAGGCUAGCGCGGCACUGGACGUCAACGUGGGCAGCUUCAGCGAUGCGCCGGACAUGCCAGGCAUCGCGCACGCGGUAGAGCACCUGCUAUUCAUGGGCACUGAGAAGUACCCGGAGGAAAACGCCUACAACCAGUAUCUGACGCGCCACGGCGGAUACUCGAAUGCCUUCACGGCCUCUACGUCGACCAACUACUACUUCGAACUUUCAUAUCCUUCCUCUACGCCUACGAGCAGCCAAGCCGCCUCACCAGAUGUAUCACAAACAAACCUGGCAGAGUCCAAAGACGAAUCGCCGCUAUGGGGAGGGCUGGAUCGCUUUGGCCAAUUCUUCAUCAGUCCCCUGUUCUUGGAGGACACAGUCGACCGCGAGCUCAAAGCGGUGGAUUCAGAGAACAAGAAGAACCUUCAAAACGACACCUGGAGGAUGCACCAGCUCAACAAAGCCUUGGCAAAUCCAGAACAUCCCUACAACCACUUUUCCACGGGAAGCUACAAGACUCUACACGACGAACCAAUAGCACGCGGAGUAAAGAUCCGCGAUGAGUUCAUCAAGUUCCAUUCAACGCAUUACUCGGCGAACCGUAUGAAGUUGGUUGUCCUAGGUCGGGAGAGUUUAGAUACACUGGAGGCAUGGGUAGAAGAGAUCUUCGCCAAAGUGCCAAACAAAGAUCUUGGCCAGAAUCGUUGGGAUAUGCCUGUCUAUACCGAGAACGAACUGUUAACACAGACCUUCGCCAGACCGGUUUUGGAGUCCCGGUCAUUAGAGCUACAAUUUGCGUAUCGUGAUGAAGAGAGGUUUUACGAGUCACAUCCUUCAAGAUACCUAAGUCACUUACUCGGUCAUGAGGGCCCUGGCAGUAUUCUUGCACUCAUCAAGGCAAAAGGAUGGGCGAACGGGCUUGGGGCAGGAGGAUCUACUCUAUGUCCUGGCUCUGGAUUGUUUACCGUCAAUAUUAAGUUGACCGAAGAGGGCCUCAAAAACUACAAGGAGGUUGCGAAACUUGUCUUCCAGUAUAUCGGACUGAUGCGCGAUCAGCCGCCUCAAGAGUGGGUAGUUGAAGAGCAAAUGCGGAUUAGUGAAGUAGAGUUCCGAUUCAAGCAAAAGAGUCCGCCAAGCAGGACUGCAAGUGGUCUAGCAGGCAUCAUGCAGAGGCCGUACGACCGCAAGAUGUUGCUAAGCGGACCAGCAAUUAUCAAGAAGUUUGAUUCCGAGCUGAUUAGCGAAGCUAUGUCUUACCUCCGGCCGGACAACUUCAGGAUGACGAUUAUCAGUCAAGAUUUCCCAGGCGGUUGGGACCAAAAAGAGAAAUGGUAUGGCACAGAACACAAAGUCGAGAAGAUACCAGAGGAUUUCCUUGCCGAGAUCAAACAAGCAUUCGAAAGCAAGAGCCGACCGGCAGAGUUGCAUUUCCCACAUAGAAAUGAGUUUAUUCCAACCCGACUGGAAGUGGAGAAGAAGGAUGUUGAACAGCCGACCAAGAAGCCCAAGCUUAUACGCCAUGACGACAACGUGCGUAUCUGGUGGAAGAAGGACGAUCAGUUCUGGGUACCCAAGGCCAACGUGCACAUUUACUUCAGAACGCCUAUCACCAACGUCACAGCCCGUAUUACACUGCUAUGCACGCUGUAUCGCGAACUUGUGAACGACGCUCUGGUAGAGUAUUCAUACGACGCCGACCUUUCUGGGUUGGUCUACGACUUUACCAACCACAUCAGUGGUCUUUCGAUUACUGUAAGCGGUUACAACGACAAGCUCCAUGUAUUACUGGAGAAGGUCUUACUUCAAGUACGAGAUCUUGAGGUGUCGGAAGAUCGUUUCAAGAUUAUUCACGACCGGAUGUUGCGUUCUCUACGCAACUGGGAGUACGGACAGCCUUUCCAUCAAGUCGGUACCUACUCUCGACAGUUCAAGAGUGAGAAGAGUGUAAUGAAUGACGAACUGCUCCCAGAACUUGAGAACGUGACGGCGCAAGAUGUCCAGCAAUUUUUCCCACAGAUUCUAGCGCAGUGUCAGAUUGAGGUCUUGGCACACGGUAAUCUCUACAAGGAGGAGGCUUUGAAGAUCACUGAUCUCGUAGAGCGUACCAUCAAACCCAGGAGGCUACCAGCGAAUCAAGUACCGACGCGUCGGGGUCUCAUCUGGCCGUCCGGCAGUAACUUCAUCUAUGAGAAGCAACUAAAGGACCCUGAGAACGUCAACCACUGCAUCGAGUACAGUCUGUAUGCCGGCCAUCGAUACGACAGCGUCAUGCGCGCCAAACUGCUACUUCUUGGACAGAUGACAGAUGAGCCUUGUUUCAAUCAGCUUCGUACCAUCGAGCAACUUGGCUACGUCGUGUUUUCUGGCCCUAGCUUCCACGACAUUUGGUCAGGAUAUCGUAUCCUUAUACAGAGUGAAAAAGAUUGUCGGUACCUUGAGGGUCGCAUCGAGAACUUCCUAAACACUUUCGAGCAGACUUUGAAUGAUAUGAGUGACGAGGACUUUGAAAGUCACAAACGCGCGAUGAUCAACAAGAGGCUGGCAAAACUGAAGAAUUUGUCAUCUGAAGACAACAGGUUUUGGAAUCAUAUUUAUAGUGAUUCCUAUGAUUUCCUGCAAGCCGAUGUUGAUGCUGCGACUCUUGAGAAGCUCACAAAGAAGGAUAUGGUCGACUUCUACAACCACUACAUCUCGACAUCAUCCUCUCAGCGCUCCAAGCUAUCUGUGCACCUCCAAGCACAGGCUAAAGCAAAGGAGCCUUCGCUCGAUGAGAGGAAGACUGCAGCUGCAGCUGCACUCAAAAUCAUCCUUGCCGAACACAAGAUCACAGCUAAGGACGAGGCUUUCCAGGCCCGUAUAAAAGACGUAUCGUCUAAGGAUGCUAUCCCAGAUGCCGUUGCCACACAUCUUACUGAUGACCUCAAGGUGGACAAGGAGGUCGCUAACAAGGUCCUUGAUGAAGCCAAGGCUGCACUGGGUGUCGCGGACUCCGGUCUCCCUGCGGCUCCACAGGCCCUCGAUGCGUCGGCGGAUGUUAAGAGCAUAGUGGAUGCAUCGCAUCCUGUUCUCAUUGAAGACGUACAUGCGUGGAAGGCAAGCAUGCAAGUCAGCUCCGGUGUGCGACCGGUACGCAACCUUGAGGAAUUCGUCGAGGUUGCUGAGAAGUUGUGA